UGGCCCAGGCACCUAGAUCUAACAUUAUACAAUGGGCUUGACAGCGAACAAAUGUUUAAUCUGUAAGCGGUUUAGGAGAGUGUGUUGGUGACAGAGAGAGCGCGCGCGUCUUCGGUUGUGUAUGAUUCAUCAUGGCGAGUUCUACAGCCGUCCCCCCAUCAGCAGCGAACGCUCCAUCUCUCAAGGGCUCCGGUAAUGAUGUAUCCAGCAGAAACGGCAUGGAAGACAGUGUCCACAGCUUCAAGGCGGCUGACCUGGUCAUUGAGCUGUCCCAGACCCACAAGGCCAAACCUGACCUGACCAAUCUGGUGUUUGGAACUGUGUUCUCUGACCACAUGUUGACCAUAGAGUGGACAAGCAAUGGAGGCUGGCAGAAACCUCACAUCAAGCCCUUUGGUAACCUGUCUCUCCACCCGGCCUGCUCAGCCAUGCACUACGCUGUGCAGUUGUUUGAGGGUAUGAAGGCAUACCGAGAUGCUGAUGACAAAGUGCGUCUCUUCAGACCCAUGCUCAACAUGAACCGUAUGGCCAAUUCUGCAGAGAGGGCCUGCCUGCCGGCCUUUGACAGGGCAGAGUUGGUAGAGUGUAUCAGGAGGCUGGUACAGGUGGAUCUGGAGUGGGUACCCAAGUCAGACUCUGCCAGUCUCUACAUCCGACCCACUUUCCUGGGUACUGAGCCGUCUCUAGGAGUGAAGAAGCCGUCCCGUGCUCUGCUUUAUGUGAUCCUGAGUCCUGUUGGUUCCUAUUUCAGUACAGGAGCUAAGCCUGUCUCUCUCUGGGCCGACUCCAAAUACAUCAGAGCCUGGAGAGGAGGGACUGGAGACUGUAAGAUGGGAGGGAACUACGGAGCAUCUAUCUACGCCCAGUAUGAAGCAGCGGAUUAUGGGUGCCAGCAGGUCCUCUGGCUGUACGGAGACGACCAUCAAAUCACAGAGGUCGGAACCAUGAACAUGUUCCUCUUCUGGAAUAAUGAGAAUGGAGAGGAGGAGCUGGCAACGCCCCCUCUGGAUGGAAUAAUCCUACCUGGGAUCACGCGGCAGAGCAUCCUGGAACUCACCAGGAAAUGGGGGGAGUUUAAGGUUUGUGAGCGGUACCUGACCAUGGCAGACCUACGCUGUGCUCUGAAAGAGGGCCGUGUUAAGGAGAUGUUUGGCUCUGGUACUGCAUGUGUGGUCAGUCCCGUGGGACGCAUACUCUACCAGGGAGAGAACCUACAUAUCCCCUGCCAGGACGAUUUCCCCCAGCUGGCCUCUAGACUGAUGAAGGAGCUCACAGAUAUACAGUACGGCCGGACCCAGAGUGACUGGUCUGUCCUCGUGUAACCAAGACAAAGUGGUGUGGGUAUCUGGGACAAGCACACACAAGCUGCGUAUGCAUAUACGCAGACACACACACACACACACACACACACUCAGUUUGAAAUCCCAUAGGGUCAGUAGCAAUGUUAUUCCACUCUAACUCUGCUCAAAUUGUGCACGACCUCCCCAUUAACACGCCCUGCCCUGCGCAGAACUGACACGCAGACGGUGUAGAUCUCAAUAGUCUGCCCUGGUGUGGCAGCCCUGCUAAAGGGUUAGCUCUAAAAUAUUACCAGCAGAAGGUUUAGAGGAGUAGCAAUGACCAGCAACUAAUGUUCAACCACUUUGACUCAGUAGACCUUUUAGAAGGGUCAUGUUACGUAGGCAGAUGUUAUGUAUUUCAGUAUCGUUACAUGCACGUGUGUUGUUUGAACCCGUGCCAUGUGAAAACCUUCUUUUUGAGUAUGGCAUUUCUAUUUUUAAUAGAUGAUUUUAGAAUUGUAUUUCGCACAAUUAUAUACAUUUUAAUGUGAGCUUAAAUGACGGAGCAAGUUUAUCAUGGAACGCAGUUUAGUGCUGCUAAAAGAGAAUGAUGAGUGAAUUAAAAGAGGGCACCGGAAAUAAGCCCUGAUAUAUCAGAGUGAGAGAGAUCCCUGACGCCUAGAGUGGUAGAAUGAUACACCAACCACUGGUAUCAAAGAAAGCACAAGUCGAAGUAGCAGGUAGUAAUAUCAUUCCACGCCAGUUGCUGUGCACAAUCAAGUGUGUGAUGCUUAAUGUCAAAAUGUAUGUUAUAUCUACAAUCUGUUGAUGGUGACGUCUAAUCAAACAUAAUACUGGUUAUUUGUGUGGAGAUGAACUAUCAUGGACCAAUGUCUGUCAUUUACUGUAGACCUGGAUUGACCUAAAUUUACUGUAGACCUGGAUUGACCUAAAUUUACUGUAGACCUGGAUUGACCUAAAUUUACUGUAGACCUGGAUUGACCUAAAUUUACUGUAGACCUGGAUUGACCUAAAUUUACUGUAGACCUGGAUCGACCUAAAUUUACUGUAGACCUGGAUUGACCUAAAUUUACUGUAGACCUGGAUUGACCUAAAUUUACUGUAGACUUGGAUUGGCCUAAAUUUACUGUAGACCUGGAUUGGCCUAAAUUUACUGUAGACCUGGAUUGACCUAAAUUUACUGUAGACCUGGAUCGGCCUAAAUUUACUGUAGACCUGGAUUGACCUAAAUUUACUGUAGACCUGGAUUGACCUAAAUUUACUGUAGACCUGGAUUGACCUAAAUUUACUGUAGACCUGGAUCGGCCUAAAUUUACUGUAGACCUGGAUCGACCUAAAUUUACUGUAGACCUGGAUCGACCUAAAUUUACUGUAGACCUGGAUUGACCUAAAUUUACUGUAGACCUGGAUUGACCUAAAUUUACUGUAGACCUGGAUUGACCUAAAUUUACUGUAGACCUGGAUUGACCUAAAUUUACUGUAGACCUGGAUUGACCUAAAUUUACUGUAGACCUGGAUUGACCUAAAUUUACUGUAGACCUGGAUUGACCUCUCUCUCUAUCUGCACAAGAUCUGUUUUAUGUCAAGUUCUAUAUAUACGAUGCAAUGCGUUGAGUGAUACAAUAUUGCCUGUUCUGUUGAUCCAAAUAAUAAAUAUGCACCAAAACAUA
Messenger RNA from Oncorhynchus kisutch (coho salmon), 2971 nucleotides. Its product is annotated as branched chain amino-acid transaminase 1, cytosolic. The record is from RefSeq and is a predicted model, not a curated record. The coding region runs from base 132 to 1322 and encodes 396 amino acids. Gene Ontology annotation, cellular component: mitochondrion. The transcript has 11 exons. Lineage: Eukaryota; Metazoa; Chordata; Actinopteri; Salmoniformes; Salmonidae. Gene Ontology annotation, molecular function: branched-chain-amino-acid:2-oxoglutarate transaminase activity. Gene Ontology annotation, biological process: L-leucine biosynthetic process; L-valine biosynthetic process.